Molecule: messenger RNA, 12085 nt
Organism: Lampris incognitus (smalleye Pacific opah)
Lineage: Eukaryota; Metazoa; Chordata; Actinopteri; Lampriformes; Lampridae
Gene: zzef1
Product: zinc finger, ZZ-type with EF hand domain 1
Exons: 54
Coding region: 170-9343 (3057 amino acids)
Biological process (GO): regulation of synaptic plasticity; protein ubiquitination
Cellular component (GO): postsynapse
Molecular function (GO): ubiquitin-like protein ligase activity; zinc ion binding; calcium ion binding
Source: RefSeq, a predicted model, not a curated record
AGCUGGCCCGCUGACGUACCGUACGUCAAUGCGGUAGUAGCGAGCGGCGGAUCGCGGGUUAGAGAGGUCCGAGGUGCAGAGCCGCCCCCCCCCCCCCUCUCUCUCUCUCGAAAGCGACGCCGUGUUAAGUCUCGAAAGGGUCCCGGGGAGAGGAGGCCGCCGGACGACCAUGGGGAACGCGGAGGGCGGCUGCGGAGCCGGCAGCGGCGGCGACGACGACGACGUCGACGCGGAAAGCCCCGGUUUCGCGGAAGACAGCCCGGCCUCUGCGGCGGCCACUGGCUUCGGCGCUGGAAGCGGCGGAGGCUCCGGCUCCGCCAGGAGCGGAAGGGGCUCGGGUAACCCGGCGGGCCUCACCAGGGGACCUCCCUCCCCCGGCGUCCUUCUAGAGCAAGUGAAACUGCGGGAGACGGCGGCUCGCAUCAGUGACUCGGGGGUCGCCAUUCCGCGGUCCGUACUCGCCGGCAACGAGGGCGUCCUGGUUCGCUGGCUGGAGGACCGGCUGAGUCGCGGAGAGGAGUCGGUGAACGUGGAGCAGUUCUGCGAGAUGCUGGAAAGCAGGGACGCUCGGAGGGACGAGUGUGAAGAGGCCUUUGGUCAGUUCGAUGCUGAGGGGGAUGGCGUAGUGGAUGUUGAGAGCAUGCUGGUAGCUCUGAAAAACUCCAAUGGGGCAAAUCUACAGGGAGAGCUGAGUCAUGUGAUCCGACAACUCCAGGCGUGCUCCCUAACCCCAGGUUUUGUUGAUAUAUUCUCCAAGUCCAAAGAUCGAUUGGGAGCACAUGCUUCCAAGAUCCUGAAAUUCCUGCACAGGAACCGUAUUCCCAGCAGUGCCAUCCCUUUCCCUCUCUUAGAGGGGUAUAAUAGUAUCUGCACCAUGAGGUCCACAGUGGUUCAGGAUUACCUGGAAUUCCUCAUGCAGAAGGAGAAAGAUUUAGACAUUCAGUACAGAACAGAGUUGAAUCAUGACCCUGAGGUAGACAAAGUCAAGGUGGUCACGCAGUGCUACUCCUCCAUAGAAGCUUCAUCCAAUGUUACUGACAUCUACAAGAUGACCAACGGAGAAACCGGUUCCUUUUGGCAAUCGGACGGCAGCGCACGCUCACAUUGGAUAAGGUUAAAAAUGAAACCAGAUGUGGUAUUGCGGCGCCUGGCCAUCGCCGUGGCCUCCAACGACCACAGCUACAUGCCUCAGCUGGUGUCUGUUGCUGUCGGGAAGAAUCAGCGCUGUUUGCAGGAAAUGAGAGACAUCCGCAUCCCCAGCAAUGUCACGGGUUACGUCGUCCUCUUGGAGAAUGCCAACAUCACACACCCUUACAUCCAGAUCAACAUCAAGCGGUGCCUAAGCGACGGAUGUGAUACGCGGAUUCAUGGCCUGAAGACCCUGGGUUAUCAGAUCACCAAGAGUAAGGAGGUGUCCGUGUCUGAAGCCUCGGCCAUCUGGUACCUGUCUCUCCUCACUUCCCUGGUCACGGCCUCCAUGGAAACCAAUCCCGUUCUGGGCCAGACGGUCCUUCAGAGCACACAGAAAGCCUUAAGGCACAUACCACCGUUGUCGCUAACUCCUUUAUCCACCGAAUACCCCAAGUUUUUCUCCGUGAACAUCCUGGAAGAGGUGGACGGCUUUCUCCUCAGGAUAGCAGACUGCUGCGUGAGUCCUGACGCUGAGCUGACCCUGCUGGCUUUUGCCUUGGCCAGGGGCAGGGUGGCCAAGGUGCUGCAGGCCUUGUCGGGGAUCAGCGACCACCUAGAGAGAGAAUACAGAGCCAUCUCCCUCAUCUCUUCCAUGGCUUCUGUCAGGCUCCGUCUGCUGUAUCGCAACGGAAAGUCCCUCCAGCUGCAUUUACUGGCUUGUGAUGUGAAAAGCAAAGAAGAGAAGUCCGGACCAGAGAACAUGCUGACGGAGUCCUCCACCGGGGACGGGUUCCUCACGGAGAGCGGCAGGAAGAAGGCCAGCGUCAUUCUCUCGACAGAGGAUCAGAGCAACUUCCAGGUCACGCAGAUGAAAAUCAAAGUGCGGAAAGGAGCCAUUGGUGCAAAGUUUGGCUUGGUGUUCGCGUACAAAGAGGGAGACCGUUUCGACGCCGAAAAACAUUUUAAGCGGUUCAAAAAAUACGACUCGUGGGACUUCAAGGACUACAAAGUGUUUGCGCAAGACAAUGAGAGGAGCCUGGCACCAUCCGAAGACGAGCCCAUUGGCUGGUUCGAGCUCGAAGAGGACUGGAAUGAUGUGGAGAUCAAGCUGCAACAAUGUCGUGUCGUAAAGUUCCUGAUGGUGAAGUUCCUGGGCACCAGGCAGGAGUCUGCUGAGCGCCUGGGGGUGCAGUCCCUUAGCUUCAGUGGUUACCUGUGCCCAGGGGCAGAUCGGUUGGGCGACCUUGACGGUCUCAACCCCCAGGCAGAGGGCUCCGAGGGCGAUGUUGUCACUGGCCUGACCCUGCUGAACAAGACACUGUUUUUCAUCCAGCACACACGAGACAUGGACGUGUCCCACUUCAAGCAGAAGUACCUCUUGGACUUCAGCGGCCUCAGCCUGACCCUGUUCUGGAACUUCUACAAUAAACUUCGGGCUAUUGAGGGAGAGGAGGUGAUGAAGAGCAGAGUGUUGUUGCUCCAGCUGCUGCAGAACUGUUUCCCCACGCUGCCCAACCCGCUGGAAUCCCGGAGCGCGGAGGAGAGCCAAGGCGCAGAGGUGGGGGCAGCAGCGGAUCAUCCAUCUACGUCUUGCGGCCUCGGGCCUCAGCCUGACCCUGCUGGAGCCGUCUGGGAGCUCUACGCCCACCUUUGCCAAAUCGUGGAUGGCCCCGAGGGAGAGGCGCUGGUGGAGAAGGCCCUGCAGAAAGAGGCGGUCAAGGCCAUUCUGAAUGGAGCGGCUGUCUUCUUCCCUGAUAAACACAGCAGGAGAGAUAAACUCUUCUACAUGAUGAAAAAUAUCACAGAGGAAGACCAACCGGAGUCGGUGAAGGUGACCUUUGAGUCUCUUUGUAAUUACUUCAGUGACCAGGAUCCUAGUGGCCUUCUUUUGCUCCCACCUAAAGGUGCUCCCCCAGACUUUGAUAUCAGCCCGAUACUGUCCGUCAUGGAGACACUGCUGCUGGUGGCGACUCGAGAGUGUGAGGUAAUGAUGGUGGACGCGAGUGGCGGGGCCAGUCGGGCAGUGCUGCUGUGUCUGUUCUGGGCUCUGCAGGGCAGUCUACUCUCCUGGUCCUACCUGCAGCUCAAAGGAGGGGCGUCGACCAACGCCGCAGAGCUGGCCAGGGACAUCCUGUUAAAGUAUGUGGAUCAGUUUUUGAGCAGUACAAAAGCAGUGCUGGGAUCCCUCCUGGAGAGGUACGGUGGAGCUGAGAUCGCCGACAAACUGAGCAGCUCCAUUCUGGCGACAGUCACCAGACAAAUGAUAAUAUUCCUACUGGAGCUUUGUCCCUUGGAUAUCCCUCACAGUGUGCUGCUCAAGAGCGUCUCUUCUCUGGUGGAGCUGCUCAAAAAUCUGUCCAGUGAUACCGGAGAUAUAUUUUCGAAGGUGGACCAGGAGAGCUGCCAGCAGCCCCAGCAGCCAGUGAUCCUGAGAACCUGGAACAUGGAAUCCCCCCACAACUAUCAGAACAGUCGCCACGAGACUACAAUCUUCGCCUGCCCUGGGGCCACCUCCUUCGAGGUGGAGUUUGAUGAACGCUGUGAAACAGAAAAGAGAUACGACUACCUGGAGUUCACUGACACCAGAGGUGGCAAGGUACGCUACGACAUGAAGGUUGGAACGGAGAAGUGGCCAAAGAAGGUAACGUUCGAUGCGGGUCCUCAGCUCCAGUUCCUCUUCCACUCUGACAGCAGUAACAAUGAGUGGGGUUAUAAAUUCACUGUAUUAGCCCAAGGCUUGCCUGACAUCACUGUCUCCUGGGUGUCAGACCUGCAGCUGCUGGUGGCUCGCCUCAUGGGCCGUCUCGCCUCCAGAACCAUGGCCCUCAAAUCUCCUCAUGAGAUCCGCAGUAUGAAGGAGCUCCCGCCAGGAAAAAUGGCCCAUGUUCAGGCUUCCUGCCUGUGGAAACCCAUCCUCAGACAUGGGGUUUGUGAUGCGAGAGAAACUCCCCGCACUAACACACACCCAGAGCAGCAGACGAAGGCGUGGACGUUUGAUGAGUUCAAGAGCUUCCUGGAGGACUUUGCUCGCUGGAAUCCUAAUCAAGAGCCAGCAAACAGCAGAGAUGAGCUGAUGAGGACGCUCAUGCAGUCCUGUAGAAAACAGUCAAUGAGGAAUGAGAUAGCAGCUGGGUCAAAGGUCGACCAAGCUGUGAAUGCCAUCUGGGCAGCCAUGGUGUACCACACCCCAGCCUUAAACCACUGCCUAAAGAUCUUAGUUAGCCAGGGCUGCAAGACCGGUCUGACUGAGGACUUUGUGCAGGUAUACUCCCUGGCGGAGGGCAUCAGAACAUGGAUGUUGGAAAUGAGGCAGAGAUACCUAGUUGGCAAAAUGAAUGUUUCUGAUGAGAAGGAGGGGAGUCACGAUGAGGUCACCAUGGAGACACUUGCUGAGGUUUGCAUUGAGAAGAGCCUCUUGCUGUUCAGGUUUGCCCCGAGUGGGCCAGCGUGCCAGGAAAGUGACUCCUCAAAAUCAGUUGAAGACAGUAGUGUUCCGCUCCUCCGCUCGGGUUCAAUUUCAGAAGAAGACUUUCACACCAGCCCCUCACUGAGCGCUCAGGGAGGGGGGACAGAAUUAAACAGUGAAGACAGGGUCUCAGCCACAGGACAGAGUUCGUCUUCCACAGCUCAGGCCCAAAGCUCCUCAUCCCCUGACCCAGGGCCUGGGCCCAGCAGCCAGGGCCAGAAGGGCUCCACAGAGAGCCUCUCAUCUCAGACAGGGGAGCCAGCUUCUCCCUCCACCUUCCCUCGCAAAGCUGCAUUCAGUCGUGGGCGCCUACGCUUGCUCUCCUACCGUUCUAUGGAAGAGCCCCGCACCACUCCCUCCGUUAAAGAACGGUACCCCAUACUCAAACAUAUCCUCAACUUCAUGAAGGACCAGGCUCUCACAACAACAAGUGUUCUGCAGACCUUGUCUUUGAACAAAGCCCAAGUUCUGAGUGUGUGUAACGUCCUGGAGACUGUUCAGCAGUGUUUACGGUCCCUUGGAAAGCCUCAUCUCUUCCAGGCUCCCUGCAUUCUGUUCCUACAGGAGCUGCUGGCAUGCCAGAAAGACUUUACUGGUUAUUUCUCACAGUUAUCAGGCAGUGGGCAGGAGCUGAGAGAGGAGGUAAGGCACUCUUACCACCAACUGGUGCUGAUGCUGGUGGAGGCAGUGCAAGGUUUCAGCGGCCUCAACGAGAAUCCCGUAGCGUUAGUCUUUCCCUCCUCACCUCUCCCCAGAGCCUUGCUCCCUGCCCUGUCGUGUGUGCAGACUUGCUUGCUGCAUCUACUAGAUAUGAGUUGGGAGGCGCAGGACCUCCACCUUUUCCUAAAGAUCAGGCUGCCCGACCUGCUGCUCUGCAUGUCCCAGGAGAACAUCAGCGUUCACGACAUCGCCAUUAGCCAGUGGACCGAGGAGGACGAAAUAGCAGACUAUAAGAAGAACCAGGAGUGGAUGGAUGAGUGUGUAGAUGGGAUGUUUGAGAAGUGGUAUGACAAGAUUGACGAGGAGGGCUCCAUGGAGGACAGGAGAAAGAUGCACAUGUUCAUAGCACGCUAUUGUGACCUGCUGAAUGUGGUGAUCUCCUGUGAUGGCUGUGAGAGGAUGGCUCCCUGGCACCGCUACCGAUGUUUGCAGUGCAUGGACAUGGACCUCUGCAAGACCUGCUUCCUUAGUGGUGCCAAGCCCGAUGGUCAUGAGGAUGACCAUGAGAUGGUGAACAUGGAAUAUGCCUGUGACCACUGCCAGGGCCUCAUCGUUGGAAGUCGGAUCAAUUGUAACGUGUGCGAAGACUUUGACCUGUGCUUCGGUUGUUACAAUGCAAAGAGGUACCCUGACAGCCAUCUGCCCACCCAUAGAAUCACGGUGUACCCCAUGGUGACAAUACGCAUCAGUGACCGCCACCGCUUGAUCCAGCCCUACAUCCACAACUACUCCUGGCUGUUGUUCGCAGCUCUAGCUCUCUAUACGUCAGACCUGAGCAGUGAAAAGCAGGUGGAGGGCAAGCUCCUGGACCCCGGCGUUUUGACCCAGGCCUCAGGCCUGCAGACUCGCUGUUCCCAGCUCAUCACUGAGUGCUUGCUCAAGGGACAGACCGGCAAAGGUCUUCGUUCCUCAGCGUUGCUGGCGCUGUUGUCCUCCAGUGAAUCAGUUUCUGACAGUGAGGUGUGUCCAGUCUCACCCGAGUCCUCACAGGAGCUCAGCACCACCACUGAUACCUCCUCUUUACCUGGCAGCACUGCAGCCAUCUGCUCCCCUUCAUCUCCCAGGGCCAGGAAUAAAUCAUCGGGCAAGGAAAAGAAGGCUAAAGAGGUGGGUUCUCCUCCCCCUGCUCCUCCAGAGGUGCCAUCUCCCCAGAGCACCGGGGAAGAAGGGAAGAGGAAGUUGGUUGCCCAAGACACCCUGGACUCCUCCAGCCUCAGCCAGACCCCAUCAUUAUCCAGUGAGGACACCCUCUCUCCUGUGGUCCGAUGUUCUGGUUCAGGGACGGUCACCUCCCCAGUGUCCAAUGUCUUAAAGGAACCAGAGGAGAGGUUGGCCCAGGUGCCCCUCCAGGAGCAUGUGUUUUCAGAAUGUUCCAGAGAGAGGAUCUUGGGACUGCUGGCAGCCAUGCUGCCCCCAGCCAAACAGGGCACCACCCUGUCUCUGGCCAGCCUGAGCUCCAUCCUGCCCCAGCUCUUCAGGGUAGUCAUCUCCAACGCCGGCUGUCUCAACGAGACCUACCACCUGACCCUGGGGCUGUUGGGCCAGCUGCUGUUGCGGAUGCCUCCCGCUGAGGCCGACGCCGCCGUCACAGAGGCCCUGGCUGAAAAGCAUGAGCUGCUAACCGGGGGAGAGGCGGCGAACACAGACACCGAGGGCUGGAAGACCACACAACUUCUCUUCAGCCUCGGGGCCGUCUGCCUAGACAGCCGUAUUGGUUUGGACUGGGCAUGCUCAGUGGCCGACAUUUUGCGCAGUCUGAAUGCCUGUCCCCAGUGGAGCACCGUCAUCGCUGCCUUCACCGACCACUGUGUCCAGCAGUUGCCGCACACACUCAAGCGCACCAACCUGUUCACCUUGUUGGUGCUGGUGGGCUUCCCCGAGGUGCUGUGCAUGGGCACACAGUCGGUGUUUAUUGACAAUGCCAAUGAACAGCACCAUAUGAUCCUGCUAAAGCACUUCACAGAAAAGAACCACGCUGCAGUAGUGGAUGUCAAGACACGCAAAAGGAAAACGGUGAAGGAUUACCAGCUGAUCCAACCCCAGGACUCCAACACAGCAGGCCUCCCAGGCCAAAUAGAGGGUCAGAGCCCCCCUCAGGCCCUACUCAGUCGCUAUCUCAGCAAUUUCACUUCCAUCAUAGGCCAUCUGCUGCAAAAUGACCAGGACAUCAGCUCCCCUGAUGCUGUAGAAGCCUCCUGGGUCCUUUCCCUGGCCCUUAAGGGCCUCUUCAAUACACUGAAGAAGCAUGGAGUGGAGCAGGCCCAGGAGCCCAUUAGGCAGUCCGGGGUGACCCAGCUGCUGGUGAGAAAGUGCAGCAAGGGGACAGGGUUUAGCAAGCUGUGGCUGCUCAGAGAUCUGGAGAUCCUCUCCAUCAUGCUCUACUCCUCCAAGAAGGAGAUCCAUUGCAUGGCCCAGGAUCCCGAGCGGGACGACAGAGAGCAGGACAAGGACCACGACUCGGAUUCCAGCUGCUGUGCUGACGAUGCUGACCCCAACCGGCCUGACCCGCUGGAGGGCCUGGAUGAGGCUACAAAGACCUGCUUCCAGAUUACCCAUGAUGGCUUAAAUGCCCCUUUUCACAUCUUGCGGGCCAUGUACGAGCUGCAGAUGAAGAGUAUAGAUUCCUUCUUCUUGGAGGUGCAGAAGAGAUUUGAUGGAGAUGUGAUCAAAACAGAUGAGACAAUCCGCACACUAGCCCAGAAAUGGCUGCCCAAUAGACAGCCUCGCUCUGAGGAGAGGAACACCAAAGCCGUGGACACUGACAUGGUUGUGGUGUCGUGUGUGUCCAAGCCCAGCCAUUGUGAGAAGGCAACAGAGGAGAUCAAUGUUGUGGCACAGAAGCUCAUCACCAACUCGGAGAGUGACCUGCAGCUCAGCUACGCCAAGCAGAGGCGCACAAAAAGCUCCGCCCUCUUGCACAAGGAGCUGGACGUCCGUAGCAUGCGCAACGUGCGCCAGUACCUGGUGAAGGUCAACCAAGCCAUAGCCACGCUGUACGCUCGCCACGUGCUGGCCUCACUGCUGGCUGACUGGCCCGCCAGUGCGGCGCUGAGUGAAGAGGCGCUGGAGCUGAGCGGAGCCUCCCACAUGGCGUACAUCCUGGACAUGUUGAUGCAGCUGGAGGAGAAGCCGCUCUGGGAAAGGAUUCUCCAGAGGGUGCUGAAGGGCUGCAGCCAAAGCAUGCUGUCCAGUCUGUCUCUGACAGCCUGCCAGUUCAUGGAGGAGCCAGGCAUGGCUGUGCAAGUCAGGGAGUCAAAACAUCCCUAUGACAACAACACCAACUUUGAGGACAAGGUGCACAUCCCAGGGGCCAUCUACCUGUCGGUGAAAUUCGACUCUCGCUGCUACACGGAGGAGGGCUGUGACGAGCUCAUCAUGUCCAGCAGCAGUGACUUCCUUCAGGAUCUCCACAACUUCAGUGGCUCCCCUCAGAAAUGGUCUGACUUUGAGAUUCCUGGUGACACCCUGUACUACAGGUUUGUCUCGGACAUGAGCAACACUGAGUGGGGCUACAAGUUUACCGUCACAGGAGGCCACAGAGGACGCUUCCAGACCGGGUUUGAAAUUCUGAAGCAGAUGUUGGCUGAUGACCAAGUCCUUUGUCACCUGCCAUUGACUGACAUCUGGGAGUGGCAGGUGGGCGUGGCCUGUCGUCAGACAGGAAACCAGCGGCUCAAAGCCAUCCACUUGUUGCUCCGUCUACUGCAGUGUCAAUCACAGACGGCCUGUGAGCUGACUCUACUACGACCCCUGUGGCAGCUCUUCAUCUCCAUGGAGAACAACCUGAGUCGUGAUCCCACCAGCAUCACUGUGCUGCUGCCCCUCCACAGAGCCCUCACUGAACUCUUCUUCAUCGCGGAGGCCAGGGCUACCGCGCAGGGCAUUCUCCAGCAGUACCUCCUCGCCAUGACCACCGAUGAGCUGCUCCUCAAUCACACCACCCUGGCUCUGAAGAACAUUGCUGCCAUCAGCCUGGCUAUCAGUUACCCCAAUAAAUCUACCAAGCUGCUCAACAUGCCCCCCUGAGAGAGCCAGAUGGAGUGAAGCAAGAGAGAGGGGGAGAAGAAGGGAGCGAGGAAGAACGAGAGCGGUCUGAAAGGAGACUCAUCCGGACUCAGCCAGCUGAUUUUUUUGAACAAAGUGUGGAGGAGUCUGUGAGGACGGUCUCCUCCAUCUAACAAUGCUUUCCUGCUGAAGGGAGGAAAGAGCACUUAUUCACUACUUACUCACAAUCCUUUUUGCCUUAGGUGGAUCAAAUAUAUCAGCAUGUGCAUUUACCGGAGCACCAACACCUGUUGUGUCUUUGUUUUUUUAAAAUUGUAAUUAUAAUCUGAAGAUACGGUUUUCACUUGAAGAUGCUGUGCUAAUGUGGACGGGCGUGUGCCAAAUUCGCCGCUUUGAGGAGGCGAGGUUUAUUCUGCUUUUUCAUUUCGUCCCCCCCCCCCCCACACACACUUUUUUUUUUCUUCUUCUUCUUCUUCACACCAAACAAAAAAGCCGCCGGAGUUAACGCAGCCGACCCUGGCGUAAGCGGGUCACCUUGCCCGCUCGCGCCCCGUCUCUCGCCGGACACGGACGGGCGGCCUAAAAAUACCAGGUCCGGGGACGGCGGAGUCUCAUUAGUCACUAUGAGAGAGUUCUGACCUCCUCCCUCGUCCUCCUCCCCCGGCGAUCUUUCGAGAACAAAAAUGUUUUGUGUUUUUUUUUUUUUUAAGGCCUCGGCCCUUCGAGGAGCAUCUUAUGAGGCUACUUCAGAAACCGCCAGGGUUUGAUCGUAGACCCCCAAGAUCAGAAACGACUAACGCCCACCUACGCCCCGCUUCAGAGCCGCUCGGUUAUCUCUCUCUUCCAUUAUAACAGUUCUGAUGUCCAGUUCAGUUCCUAGAUAGCCAAAAGACCAUAACAGUGUUUGGAGACAGUCUUGAAAAAAUGGAAACCGGGGCCUUGAAGACCGCCUGGAACUGUCAAAAGGUCUCUCAUCUAAUAACUUGUCUGAUUUGGUCUUCCGACACCGGUGUGGUGUGUAAACGAGCUUUAUAUCCAGCUGCCGUAAGGGUUAGCCAUUGUUUGAUGGCUGCUGAAACGGAAACGGAGCGGUCACUUCUUCUCGGCACCAAACGGCGACGCCUGACCCCCCGCGGCGAAAGGAAAGACGUGAUGACAGCAUCGUGGCCUUACAACGCUUCCACUUCUGCUACACACAGCGAAGGGCCCGCUCCCAUCGCUGCCUUUCCAAACCCUUCGACCGCAUCGUCAUUCAGGUGUAACGUCACCGACUAUGUGCCCGUAGGUGUGCGCGCGCACACACAACCACACACACACACACACACAUAAUUGUAAAAGCCACUCACAAGUGCUGUCGUUCGCUCACUCUUUCACUGGUUCGUGACGCGGUGAGUCACCUCGGUCUAACACCCACUGAGCAGUGAUCAAUACCUCAACUUUUGUAAUAACCUAGCUAGUUUAUUAUUUUCUUACCGGCGGGGGGGCCUCUGUCGAAGCCCCCGCGAUGUUGUUCUCUUUUUCCCCCACUUCUGUUCGCACAAACCCUCUGCUAGCGUCUGGAUUAUGGGACCACCAGUCGUGCGUCCACUUCCGCAAGUCGGUCACUUUUUUCGACUUUACGCUUCCAUGCACAGGAAUAUCCCGCUCUCCCGCCAGCUCGUCCUCCGGUUCUUUUGAUUUCCUCUUUUUCUCGUUUUUCGAUUCCCUAACAACGAACGGAUGCCAGGCGCUACAUGGGGUACACAUUCGGACACGGGCGCACCCACACGUCACGGUCGCACCAACCCCCGAGCAGCGGCGGAGGCCAAGCGAUGUCACGCGCGUGGCUCCCAUUAUAAUGGAACGGAGAUUUAAGGAAAAAAAAAUCCCCAACAACCAAAAAAGUCUUCAACUUUUAAUUUAUUUGUGAUUUUUACGUGGGGGGUGGGGUGGGGGGGGGGGGUUCUAGUCAACGAUCUGAAUUCAAUUGGUACGUUAUAUUUUAAUUUCAGGGAAAAGAUGACGGUGUAUGCCAAAGAACCCCGUUACAGUGAGCCAUGAAACGCCUCCCUUUAACGGCUCCCCGUGGAGCUUCCUGCUCUCUCCGUUCACCAGACUGCGGCCCCGUGAGGCGCAAGAGGGAAGGACAUAUCGGAGAUUGCCCCGUAUUUACUUUUUUUCUUCUUCUUCUUCUUCUUCUUCUUCUUCUUCCCAUGGUCCUUUAAGGGCUGUAGCAUGGUUUGAUGGUGUUUCUGUUUACACAAACGUCAGCGGCAUGAUGGGAAAGUGGGGUGGGGUGGGGCGUCCUGUCUCUACACUCGAUGACAUGUCCGCCACGUUUGCUUUUCCCUCAGACGAUUUCAGUUUGACGGUGAUUAUCUACCACGUGCCUACAGUUGAGAAUGAAGUGAUCAUAAUUUAACUCAUGUUUUUUUUUGUUGGAAGAGUCUAAUUCUAUUUUAAAGGAGAAAUAUAUUGUUUAAUUUGAGCUUUUCUAUCUUUUUACUUUUUUUUUGUUUUUUGGUCCUCUGGUGAGGAUGCUUGUUAUUUGAGGCUGAAUGAAUGUACAUAUCUGUGAAUACUGUUAAUUGCAUAGUGUUAAUGCAGUAAAAAGAGUUUCAUAUCAACCCCUUACAAAUGUACAUUUUAAUACAUCGGUCACAAAAAGCAGCACAUUGAUUCUGUGUGACUUUGUAUGCAUGGCACAUCAAAAAAGAAAAAAGGUAGAAAUGGCUUGGGUUGAUGUGUGAUUCAUGUGAUCCAUUUCUAAUUAAAAACUACACU